Molecule: messenger RNA, 993 nt
Organism: Chara braunii
Lineage: Eukaryota; Viridiplantae; Streptophyta; Charophyceae; Charales; Characeae
Source: the annotation of a GenBank genome assembly
GGGGUGGAGCCAGGCUAAGCUCGGGGUGGAGACGGGUUAGGAAAAAGUCGGGUUAAAGGUGAGUUGGGAACGGAAUGGAGUUGGGUAGGGUUCGGGAUGAAGGCUGGUUGGGAUGUAAUCGGAUAGGGGUAAAGUCAGAGUGGGGUCGGGAUGGAGGGAAGUUGGGGCCGGGAUGGAGUCGGGAUGGAGUCGGACUGGGAUGUAAUCGGCUAGAAUGUGGAGGCGAGUUGGGGUCUGGCGAUGAGUUAAUGAGCCGGUUUGGGAUCGGGAUGGGCUGGGUUAGGAUAGGGAUGAAGUCGGGUUGGAGACAGGUUAGGAUCGGGAUGGAGUCAGGUUGGGAUCGAAAUGGAGACGGGUUGGGAUCAGGAUGGAAACGGGUCGAGAUCGGGACGGAGACGAGUUGGGAUCGGGAUGGAGACGGGUUGGGAACUGACGGAGUUGGGUUGGGGGGUCGGGAUGAAAUCGGGUUGGGGUCGGAAUGGAGUCGGGUUGGGAGUGGGGUGGAGUCGGGUUGGGCUAGGGAUGAAGUCGGGUUGGAGAUUGAUUGGGAUCGGGGUGGCGUCGGGUUGGAGUCAGGUUCGGACGGAUUGGGGAAGGAAUGGAGUCGGGUUGGGAUCGGGAUGGAGUCGGGUUGGAGUAGGGGUGGAGAUGAGGAUGGAGAUGGGUUGGGGAUGGGAUGGGACCGGGCUGGAGUCGGGUUGGAACCGGUUGUGAUCGGGAUGGAGUCGUGGACGGGACGGGGGAUGGGUUGGGGUAUAGUCGGAGAGGGAUGGAGUCGGAUUGGGGUCGGGAUGAAGGCGGAUUGGGAUGGCGCCGGGUUGGAAGAGAGGUGGGAUGGGGGAAGUUGGGUUGGGGUCGGGCUGGAUUCGGAUGGGAACGGGAUGGAGUCGGGUUAGGAUCCGGGAGAGGUCGGGUUGGGGUCGGGACGGGACCUGACUGGGAUCGAAGUGGGGUCGGGUAGGGGUUGGGAUGGGGUCGGAUUGUAUUCGGGAU